Molecule: messenger RNA, 2358 nt
Organism: Hyla sarda
Lineage: Eukaryota; Metazoa; Chordata; Amphibia; Anura; Hylidae
Gene: GPAA1
Product: glycosylphosphatidylinositol anchor attachment 1
Exons: 13
Coding region: 82-1929 (615 amino acids)
Biological process (GO): attachment of GPI anchor to protein
Cellular component (GO): GPI-anchor transamidase complex; membrane
Source: RefSeq, a predicted model, not a curated record
CCCUCCUCUUCCUGGUCUCUAUGAUGAGGAAGUCUCCGUAGUGACAACUGCUGCACAAGGAGGAGGGAGCGCGCUGACACCAUGGGGAUCCUGUCUGAUCCAAAUCGGCGGCAGGCGCUGUCACGUGUCAUCACAAGGCUGAACGCCCCCCUCUGCAUCAUCAGCUAUCUGAUCGGGGUCGGCUGGUUCUUGGGUCUGGCUUUCCAGCCGUUCACACUGCGUUCCUACAUAUCAGAGAACUCCAUGGGAUCCACAAUGGUGGACGAAAAGUUCAUCUAUGGUGAGAAAGCGCUGUCAUAUGCCCGAGAGUUCGCCGCACACAAGAAGUCAGCAGGGGGUUCGCCUGUCGCCUGGCUGGAGAGGACGAUGCGAGGAAUCGGGCUGGAGGUUUACACUCAGAGCUUUGUCAGGAAUCUGCCAUUUCCUGACGAAUCUACGGAGCGCUACCUGGUGAAGGGCACCAAUGUGUACGGCAUCCUGCGCGCCCCUCGUGCUGCCAGUACGGAGUCCCUGGUUCUCAGCGUCCCCUGCAGCGAGGGCCAGAACAAUAACCAGGCAGUGGGGCUUCUGCUGUCAUUGGCUUCUUAUUUCCGAGGGCAGAUCUAUUGGGCCAAGGACAUCAUCUUCCUGGUGAAUGAGCACGACCUGAUCGGGAUGGAGGCCUGGCUGGAGGGAUACCACGACGUGAACAUCACAGAAAUAAGGUCUUCGGUAAUGAUGGGACGAGCCGGAGCCAUCCAGGCCGCCAUAUCUCUGGAGAUCAGCAGCGAUGUCAUCACCAGUUUCGAUGUGGUCGUUGAAGGGCUGAACGGGCAGCUACCCAACCUGGAUAUGGUGAACUUGUUCCUAGCGUUCUGUCAGAAGAACCAGCUGCUCUGCACCAUACAGGGCAAGCUGCAGCGUAAUGACUUUGACACCUUCCCGGGAUACCUACACAACCUGCACACAAUGCUGCUUAUGGUGCUCAAGCAAGGGUCCGCUCGACCUCAGGGAGACCAUGGCCUCUUCCUCCGCUACCACAUAGAAGCCAUCACCCUGCGCGGUAUCAACAGCUUCCGGCAGUACAAAUACGACAUGGUGACCAUAGGAGAGACUCUUGAAGGGAUGUUCCGCAAACUGAAUAACCUGUCGGAACGUCUGCAUCAGUCCUACUUCUUCUACCUUCUUCCCUCCCUCUCCAGAUUUGUGUCUAUCGGGAUUUACAUGCCGGCCAUCGGUUUCAUCAUCCUUAUUCUCAUCCUCCGAGCCCUGGAUCUGUGGAUUAAGUUGAGCCGACCAGAAACGGCAAGUGAAGACGGAGCAGGAGACAGCCAAGUGGAUGGGAGACCUGGCUUCCUGACACUGGCGACCCCCAUCGUGAUCUGCCACGCCACAGGGCUCAGUCUGUACUACCUCCCGGUGCUGAGCCAGGACAUGGCCACCGACCACUUCCCAGUCUCGGAGUCUGAAGCCGUUGUGCUCACCGCCAUUGCUAUAUAUGUAGCAGGAUUGGCGCUGCCCCAUAAUACUCACAGGGUCCUGACUGGAGGUGGAUCGGAUCAGGGCUGGAUGACGCUGAAGCUCAUCUCCCUCCUGUAUCUGGCCGUCCAGCUCGGAUGUAUUGCCGUCAUUAACUUCUCCUUGGGAUUCAUCCUGGCCGUCACCAUUGUGCCUGUGGCCGCUGUUGUCCAGCCCGUCGGACCCAAACUCCUCUUUGCGUUCCUGCUGAUCCUGGUCACACCGGCGACUACUCUCCUUGGCAGCAUCUUCCUGUACCGAGAACUCAUUGAGUAUCCCGUGACCUUUUUGGAAUGCUGGCAGAUCUUCCUCCAGGCCAUCGCCGGGGGCAUGCUGGACCACUACCUCUACGGAUCGCUGCUUUUCCCCUUCAUUUCCUUCUUUGUAUACCCCUGCUGGCUGCAGCUAUGGAACGUGGUCUUCUGGAAGUAACAGCCAGACUGGGUUUUAUUUCUUCCUAAAAAAUAAUCUUUCUUGGCAAAAAAAAGUCUAAAGGAAACGUAGAGGAGUCCGUAACACUUGAUGUGAAGAGGAUUCUGGGGAAGAUGAGGCCCAUCUGAAGGCAGCGAUGCACUGGGGGGUGGUGGAUGACGUCCAGCAGGAGGAAUCCUGAAAAAGAUGGAAAAUAUUUAUUGGAACGGUUGUGAGAAGCAUGAGACGUUUCACUGAUUAUUUUUGGACUUUCUUUUCAGUUGUAUGUUUGUUUCGUGGAAAAUACGUUUUCAGUAUGAGCAGAUGAGACUCCUGAGUGACUACGAGCAAUGCUGAAUGGAAGCUGUAAUGGAUAAAAUAUUCACAUGAAACGGGAGCCAGACAGUGACCACUCCUUUAUUACUGCUUCAUUAACCAUGAAAAAAUAAA